UCCCUUUUCCGCCUUCUCCUUGCACCCUGCCCCCCCCCCGCCGCCUUCCUCCUCCGCUCCGCACCCCCUUCCUCCUCCUCUCCCUCCCCCCUCCGCCGCCGCCGCCGCCGCCGCCACUUUCUCGCUCGCUCCCGCUCCCCGGACGCGGCGGAUGAGCCGGCCCCGCUGGGGAAGGGCUCGGGGCGGCGGCGGGCGGCCGGGAGGAGGCUGCGUGCUCGGGGCUGGGGCUGCGAGCGGGGUGAUUUUGUAUUAAAAUGAGGAGGAGGAAGAAGCGGCAGCCACAGCGGCGGCGGCGGCAGCAGCGGCAGCAGCAGCGGCGGCAGGAGCAGCGGCGUAGAGGGCUGCAGCCCGGGCGGACGCGCGGAGCCGAGCUGGGCACGGCGGCGGCGGCGACAGCGGCCGGGAUGAGUCAACUAAUAAUUUAAUGGGGGCAGAGACGGCAGCGCGGGGGAGAGCGAGCGAGCGAGAGCGAGAGCGAGCGAGCGAGCCAGAGCGAGAGCAGCAGCCCCGUCCGGGGACUCGCGCUCACACGCACGCACACACACAAACACACACACACACACCUCUCCCUGUGCCACCCAGCAACAACCGGCCUCGUCACAACAACAGCAACAGCCGCCCUCUAGCCCGGCCCGGGGACCGAGCCUGAAGCCGGGGCGACUCCAAGGGACGCUUCCCACCCCUCCUCUUGCAUUUCGGGAAACUCCUCAUCAGUUUUGUUGGGGUUUCUGGGCUUCUUUUUCCCCCCUAAGUCCCAGUGCCAUUGUGGUGCUCGUUGUUUACCUCGGACUCGGGCUGAGUGAGAGCUCGGCGACUUUUUGGGGGGAGGGGGCGGGGAGUUCGUCGCUGCCGAGGCGGUGGAGGUGGCUGGGGGGGUGCCUUCAGAUUCCCUCCCCCUCCCCCCAGACCCUCUUUCUCUCUCUCUCUCUCUCUCUCUCUCUCUCUCUACUCACUCGGCUCCCCAGGCGCUCGCAGCCCCGCGUCAAUGGGCUGGGAGAGGGUCCUCGGGGCUGCUAUCAGCGAGGGCCGAGUCAAAAGUGGCAUUUCAGUGCCUUUCCGGGGCUCUUUCCGCGACCUUCUGCCCCCCACCCUCGCUGUUCCCCGGUAGAUGCCCUCCUUGGGGGUGCGAGGCUGUGGGAAGAAAGUUUAAGGUUUGUUAAUAACCAGUCGAAAUUGUUGGGGAGGGGGUGGGGGCCGUUGGAAGGGAGGCGAGGUGGCCUUCCCCUCCCCGCGUUCUCCGGGGUUAUUGGAAAAUAAUACUGCAAGUGACAGCCAGAAGUAGACUUUCUGUCCUCACACCCAAGAACCAGAGCGAGCGGGAGGGAGGGAGGGAGGGGAGAGAGGGGACCUUUUUUUUUUUUUUUUUUUUUUUUCCUUUUUGGAGACCUUGUCCGCAGUGGGUUUUUUUUUUUUUUUUUCUUUCCUUUUUAAGAGAAUCCUCAGUCACCACCUCGCCUCCCCAGCACCACCACAGUGCACGGCUCAUAACGGGUUUUGCUUUGUUUUUACGAUUUUCCCCCCAACGAAUCACUUGUCAGAUCAAUUUUAUCUUCUCCCUCCUCCCUACUUCCCACUCUCCCCUCCUCCCCCAUCGAAAACCCCGUUCUCCGAGGUUAGACAUUUUACAAACCAUAUAUGUUGUUUUUCGAAUUCUGAUUUUUUUUUUUUAACCCCCCUCUCCCAUGGCUACUCUUCUAGACGUUUAUUUCUGCCCUUCCCCCGCUUAGGGGGGCGGGGGUAGGGGAAGAGAAAAUAAUACAAUUUCAGGGGAAGUCGCCUUCAGGUCUGCUGCUUUUUUUUUUUUUUUAAUUAAAAAAAAAAAAAGGACAUAGAAAACAUCAGUCUUGAACUUCUCUUCAAGAACCCGGGCUGCAAAGGAAAUCUCCUUUGUUUUUGUUAUUUAUAUGCUGUCAAGUUUUGAAGUGGUGAGUUUCAGGUGAUCUUUAGAGGGUAACUGAGUAUGGAUCAUUUGAACGAGGCAACUCAGGGGAAAGAACAUUCAGAAAUGUCUAACAAUGUGAGUGAUCCGAAGGGUCCACCAGCCAAGAUUGCCCGCCUGGAGCAGAACGGGAGCCCGCUAGGAAGAGGAAGGCUUGGGAGCACAGGUGCAAAAAUGCAGGGAGUGCCUUUAAAACACUCGGGCCAUCUGAUGAAAACCAACCUUAGGAAAGGAACCAUGCUACCAGUUUUCUGCGUGGUGGAACAUUAUGAAAAUGCCAUUGAAUAUGACUGCAAGGAGGAGCAUGCGGAAUUUGUGUUGGUGAGAAAGGAUAUGCUUUUCAACCAGCUGAUAGAAAUGGCAUUGCUGUCUCUGGGUUAUUCGCAUAGCUCUGCUGCCCAGGCCAAAGGGCUAAUCCAGGUCGGAAAGUGGAAUCCAGUGCCACUAUCUUAUGUGACAGACGCCCCUGAUGCUACGGUAGCAGAUAUGCUUCAAGACGUGUAUCAUGUGGUCACAUUGAAAAUUCAGUUACACAGUUGCCCCAAACUAGAAGACUUGCCUCCCGAACAAUGGUCGCACACCACAGUAAGGAAUGCUCUGAAGGACUUACUGAAAGAUAUGAAUCAGAGUUCGUUGGCCAAGGAGUGCCCCCUUUCACAGAGUAUGAUUUCUUCCAUUGUGAACAGCACUUACUAUGCAAAUGUCUCAGCAGCAAAAUGUCAAGAAUUUGGAAGGUGGUACAAACAUUUCAAGAAGACAAAAGAUAUGAUGGUCGAAAUGGAUAGUCUUUCUGAACUAUCCCAGCAAGGUGCCAAUCACGUCAACUUUGGCCAGCAGCCUGUCCCAGGGAACACAGCUGAGCAGCCUCCGUCCCCCGCGCAGCUCUCCCAUGGCAACCAGCCCUCUGUCCGGACCCCUCUACCGAACCUGCACCCUGGGCUUGUGUCAACGCCCAUCAGUCCUCAAUUGGUCAACCAGCAGCUGGUGAUGGCUCAGCUGCUGAACCAGCAGUAUGCAGUGAAUAGACUUUUAGCCCAGCAGUCCUUAAACCAACAAUACUUGAACCACCCUCCCCCUGUCAGUAGAUCUAUGAAUAAGCCUUUGGAGCAACAGGUUUCAACCAACACAGAGGUGUCUUCCGAAAUCUACCAGUGGGUACGUGAUGAACUGAAACGAGCAGGAAUCUCCCAGGCAGUAUUUGCACGUGUGGCUUUUAACAGAACUCAGGGCUUGCUUUCAGAAAUCCUCCGAAAGGAAGAGGACCCCAAGACUGCAUCCCAGUCUUUGCUGGUAAACCUUCGGGCUAUGCAGAAUUUCUUGCAGUUACCAGAAGCUGAAAGAGAUCGAAUUUACCAGGAUGAAAGGGAAAGGAGCUUGAAUGCUGCCUCGGCUAUGGGUCCAGCCCCCCUGAUAAGCACACCGCCCAGCCGCCCUCCCCAGGUGAAAACAGCUACGAUUGCCACUGAGAGGAAUGGGAAACCAGAGAACAAUACCAUGAACAUUAAUGCUUCCAUUUAUGAUGAGAUUCAGCAGGAAAUGAAGCGCGCUAAAGUGUCCCAAGCACUGUUUGCAAAGGUUGCCGCAACCAAAAGCCAGGGGUGGUUGUGUGAGCUGUUACGCUGGAAAGAAGAUCCCUCUCCAGAAAACAGGACUCUGUGGGAGAACCUCUCCAUGAUCCGAAGGUUCCUCAGUCUUCCUCAGCCAGAACGUGAUGCCAUUUAUGAACAGGAGAGCAACGCGGUGCAUCACCAUGGCGACAGGCCGCCCCACAUUAUCCAUGUUCCAGCAGAGCAGAUUCAGAGCCCCUCUCCCACCACCCUUGGGAAAGGAGAGUCUAGAGGCGUUUUCUUACCAGGCCUGCUGACCCCUGCACCAUGGCUCGGUGCUGCUCCUCAGCAGCAGCCGCAGGCGCAGGCGCAGCAGCAGCCGGCGCCGCCACCCCCGCAGGCGCAGGCGCAGCAGCCGGCCGGGCCCCGGCUCCCCCCGCGGCAGCCCACGGUGGCCUCGCCCGCAGAGGCCGAGGACGAGAACCGGCAGAAGACCCGGCCGCGGACGAAAAUUUCCGUGGAAGCCCUGGGCAUCCUCCAGAGUUUCAUCCAAGACGUGGGCCUGUACCCGGACGAAGAGGCCAUCCAGACUCUGUCCGCGCAACUUGACCUUCCCAAGUACACCAUCAUCAAGUUCUUUCAGAACCAGCGGUAUUAUCUCAAGCACCACGGCAAACUGAAGGACAACUCCGGCUUAGAGGUGGAUGUGGCCGAAUACAAGGAAGAGGAGUUGCUUAAGGAUUUGGAAGAGAGUGCCCAAGACAAAAAUGCUAACACCCUUUUCUCGGUGAAGCUAGAAGAAGAGCUGUCGGUGGAAGGAAACACAGACAUUAACACUGACUUGAAAGACUGAGAUCAAAGUAUUAUUUUCAUUCAACAGUGCCACUGGUAUUUACUAACGACAUGAGAAGUCCACCUUGUAUUCUCUCAGAAAACCUUUGUUGUUCAUGGUUUGGCCAAUGAAUCUUCAGAAACUUGCACAAACAGGAAAGUUGAGAAAGGAUAAUACAGACUGCACUAAAUGUUUUACUCUGUUUUACAAACUGCUUGGCAGCCCCAGGUGAAGCAUCGAGGAUUGUUUGGUAUUUAAAAUUAAAAUUUGUGUUCACGGGUCGCAUCGAGGUGCAUACCCGUAAGCAUGAUACCAGUGAUAUCUUUUUUUUUUU
Messenger RNA from Prionailurus viverrinus (fishing cat), 4652 nucleotides. RefSeq names its product SATB homeobox 1 (gene SATB1). Gene Ontology annotation, molecular function: RNA polymerase II cis-regulatory region sequence-specific DNA binding; DNA-binding transcription factor activity, RNA polymerase II-specific. The record is from RefSeq and is a predicted model, not a curated record. Bases 1961 to 4339 code for a protein of 792 amino acids. Gene Ontology annotation, biological process: chromatin remodeling; regulation of transcription by RNA polymerase II. The transcript has 12 exons. NCBI's taxonomy places the organism in Eukaryota, Metazoa, Chordata, Mammalia, Carnivora, Felidae.